AUGCAAUGGGUUCCUGAUCCAACAAAGGCUUUGAAGAAGGUCAUAUGGCAGCAUGGUUCUUUCCAAUCAGACCUGCCUCCCAAGGCUAAGAUUGCAGGAGGCCUUUGUACAUGGAUGAUAAAACCAGAGAUUCUGGCAGCCAAUCCACAGUGGAUUACUGAAGGUUAUGUCUAUAGGAGCAGACCCAAAUGGGGCAAAGCUGAAGGCAAGGAGCAAGCAACGCACAAGCCAAAGAAGCUAAAAUUCAAGGCAAAUCCAGACUUACAAGCAGUCCAACAAACACAAGGUGUAUGGCUUGAGGCUAAGCAGAAGUACACAAAUUGGAUGAAAUCUUGGGCAUAUGGAACCAAAGCUGGUGGUAGUGAGUCAUGUCUGUCUUAA
Molecule: messenger RNA, 381 nt
Organism: Rhizoctonia solani
Lineage: Eukaryota; Fungi; Basidiomycota; Agaricomycetes; Cantharellales; Ceratobasidiaceae
Exons: 2
Coding region: 1-381 (126 amino acids)
Source: RefSeq, a predicted model, not a curated record